This is a messenger RNA of Ilex paraguariensis (yerba mate), 2254 nucleotides long. The record is from the annotation of a GenBank genome assembly. NCBI's taxonomy places the organism in Eukaryota, Viridiplantae, Streptophyta, Magnoliopsida, Aquifoliales, Aquifoliaceae.
GACUACCCAAACACUAACCAUAAAAUCCGCCCACCACCACCACCACCACCACUCCGCCACCCUGACUCAGACUACCCAAACACUAACCAUAAAAUCCGCCCACCACCACCACCACUCCGCCACCCUGACUCAGAUAAUGUUUCGGUUUUCUUACCUUUUGCCCCCAAAUGGUUUUCUCUUCCUUAGAUCCACCACCACAGUCAGAGCAACUGUGGUAUUUUUUGCCUAUGCCGGAUUUGUGACAGUUGCUAAUUCAGCUGAAGAAUCUGAAAGACCACAGUGUGGUGGUGGUGGUGGGGUUUAGAGUUAGUGUUUGGGUUGUGAAUGCACCAGAACAAUGGAAGAAGAAGAGGAAGAAGGUCGGGUAAUCAUGUUCAGAGGAUUGGACUGGGUCAGGUGAACCAGAUUUCCACAAAAGAAUGGAAAUAUCUUCCAGAUCUUUGAAAAGCAUGAAGAAGUGAGGAAAAUUAAACAUUGUUCAUGGAAGUCUAUAGAAGUCACAUAUCGCCUUCCCUCCUCACCAACAAGCACUCAGAUCACAUAUGGCACUUUCCGGUAAUUCGAACUUUUUACUUUUUCAUGGCCUUGUUCUCGUACUUCUAUGUUUUUUGUUAGAGGUUUGCACUUCCAUAGACACAAUUACACCCACACAAUUCAUCAAAGACCCUGAAACUAUAGUCUCCAUUGGAAAUACCUUCAAACUUGGAUUCUUUAGUCCUGGAAAUUCUACAAAUCGUUAUGUUGGUAUCUUGGAUAACAUCCCUGCAACAACUGCGGUAUGGGUUGCUAAUAGAGAUAAGUCUCUGAAUGAUUCAUCUGGGAUUUUGACAAUAUCCGAGGAUGGCAAUCUGGUAAUCCUAAAUGGGCAGAAAGGGAUCAUUUGGUCAUCAAAUGUUUCAAAUCCAGUGGCCAAUUCGAGUGCCCAGCUUCUGGAUACCGGGAACCUUGUCUUACGAGACAACUCUAGUGGAAGGAUCAUAUGGGAGAGUUUUCAACAUCCUUCGGACUCAUUCUUACAGAAGAUGACAGUUAGUACUGAUGCAAAGACAGGUGAGAGGACUCUGCUGACAUCAUGGAAAAGUCCCUCGGAUCCAUCCAUUGGAUCUUUCUCUGCCGGAAUUGAUCCUCUAAUCAUCCCGCAGUUUUUUGUAUGGAAUGGUAGUCAUCCAUACUGGCGUAGUGGUCCUUGGAAUGGUCAAGUUUUUAUUGGAGUUCCAAUAAUGCGUAGAUCAUAUAACACUGGAAUUAAUAUUGUCGACGACAAAAAAGGAACUGUUUAUCUAACUCCAAACUUUGACAACGAGUCCAUGGUAGUCUACACGUUCUUGAAUACUGAAGGAACUCUACAGGAGAAGUAUCGGUUUGUUGGGAAAGAGGACUGGAACGUGUUGUGGUCGCUGCCAGAAAAUGAGUGUGAUGUUUAUGACAAGUGUGGUCCAUUUGGAAGCUGUAAUUCACUGAAUUCACCAAUUUGUACCUGUUUAAGAGGAUUUGAGCCAAAGCAUAAGGAGGAAUGGAGUAGACGAAAUUGGUCUAGUGGAUGCAUAAGAAAGACACCAUUGCAAUUUGAUAGAAACAAUACCGUCAAUGAAAAGGGCAAAGAGGAUGGAUUUUUGAAGCUUGAAAGAGUAAAAGUACCAGAUUUUGAGGUGUGGUCACCUGCUCUAGAAGACAAUUGUGGAAGCCUGUGCUUGAAUAACUGUUCAUGUACAGCUUAUUCAUAUUACUCUGGAAUUGGGUGUAUGCAAUGGAGUGGAAGUCUAAUUGACAUCCAGAAAUUCCCGGAUGGUGGGGCGGAUCUUUACGUUCGAGUGGCAUAUUCAGAGCUUGAUGAAAAGAAGAGCAUGAAAACAGUUCUCGCAACUACAAUAAGCAUAGGAUCAGUAACCAUUGCCAUCUGCAUAUACUGUUCUUGGAGGUGGAUUGCCAAACACAGAGGGAGGAAGCAGAAAAGUAAGCGAUUAUUAUUUAGAAGGGCAGAACUGUAUCCGGAGUAUUCUACUGAAAAUUUGCUUCAAGAGAAUACCCACCAAAUUGGACUUGAAGAGCUGUCACUAUACAGUUUUGAGGAUUUGGCAAAUGCAACAGAGAACUUUCAUUCUGCUAAUAAGCUAGGUCAGGGUGGCUUUGGUCCAGUAUACAAGGUAAUGCUAGUUCAUCUUAGUUUUAUGCCGUAUAGAACCAUAUCGAAUUGAUGGCUCUUAUUUAGUUAUUUUCAGGGAAAACUGCUAGAUGGACAAGAAAUAGCUGUGAA